Molecule: messenger RNA, 1177 nt
Organism: Saccostrea echinata
Lineage: Eukaryota; Metazoa; Mollusca; Bivalvia; Ostreida; Ostreidae
Exons: 10
Coding region: 1-1170 (389 amino acids)
Source: RefSeq, a predicted model, not a curated record
AUGGCUGCUAUGCAAACAAGAAAAAUGUACACCAUUUCUCCAUAUGAGAACCUUGAUGUCAGAUCAUCUAGGUCCAUGGCAAACCUUAACACAAGCUACCUUUGUGUCCGAUAUGAGCCUGUAAAGCUUCGACGACUCAACAGAAGGAAUGUGUACACUUCAUUUCAUCUUCAUUUUAAUUCUACUCCUUUCCAAGAACAGCGAUGCCCAAACUCAGAAGCCAAAGACUGCAAGCCAAGUCGCAAAGUGACGGGUGGGGGGUCCUCUCCUGCUAGUGGUGUACAGAAGGCCUCCUCUGUAGCCCUGCAGGACAAGCUUGAAGACAUCUUUAGUAGCCAGACCUCAAUUUUCAAUUGUUCCAUGCUAGCAGGCUACAACGGGACUGUUAUAGUAGAGCUUAACGUCUUUUCCGGACGACCAAAUCCCAUCGCUCGAAUGGUGAAAAGACCAGUUCAACGAAUGUUAGCCUCAAGUAAUCUAUUGACACAAUCUGCCUUGCCCAACGUUUUGGGGUACCGCGGGUUCACGAUUUAUGACCUUGAGAAUGCAACGGAAACCAGAUUCGUCGCAAGAGGAUCGGACAUAUCAAUAGAACACCAACUACUAGAGUGGAGUGCAAUAUCAAUAGGCAUACAACAACAUUGCCGACAGAAGAUUCGCGAAGCUUUACUUUCCAAGAGGACUGGCCAAAAACAGACUAAACGAUGUGAACAGGCUCCAUCUGAAACGACAUAUGAACCAUCGAAGUGGAACAACAGAGGAUUUACUCGACGUUGGAAUAACUGUUACAACUACGGAAAUAAUAUAAGAACGAAUACAUUCGCCCAGCCGGGAAGGGCAAAUAAUUAUCGCAUCCAGACCAUGGAUGGACCAUCAGUACAAACUGGAGCAGAGCUAGACGGACUUAUUCAAGUGGUAGCAACGUCUUCAUGUCUUCCUGAAGAAUAUAAUGGAAACCUUGUUGCACUAGUUAUAUGGCCUGGAAAUGAUUACCAUUUUUACAGACUGGAUGACAAUGGUUUAUUUUCCCAUAAACCUGGAAGGACAGAAGCUAGGAAUUUGGACAAUUCCGGAAACUUAAUAACAGAUCCAAGAACAGCAGACAGAGGUCCAUAUACUGUAUUCCAGUGUUUUAUGGAGACCGAUCCCGAUGUUGUUGUUAUAAGAUGACGCAAAA